Microthlaspi erraticum is the source of this 480-nucleotide messenger RNA. The record is from the annotation of a GenBank genome assembly. NCBI's taxonomy places the organism in Eukaryota, Viridiplantae, Streptophyta, Magnoliopsida, Brassicales, Brassicaceae.
AUGUCGAAGAACGGCGCUAGAAACUGCUUAGGAUCAAUGGAAGAUAUCCGAAAAGUAUUCCAACGAUUCGACAAAAACGGCGACGGAAAAAUCUCGAUCGACGAGCUUAAAGACGUGAUCGGAGCGCUAAGUCCCACGGCGUCGCCGGGAGAGACGAAGCUGAUGAUGAAACAGUUCGAUCUCGACGGCAACGGAUUCAUCGACAUGGACGAGUUCGUCGCUCUUUUCCAAAUCGGAGAAGACGGAAACAACAACAAUGGCGGUGGUGAGAUUCGAGAUCUGAAGGAAGCGUUUGAUCUGUACGAUCUGGAUCGUAACGGACGGAUCUCGGCGAAAGAGCUUCACUCGGUGAUGAAGAAUCUCGGCGAGAAGUGUUCGAUUCAGGAUUGUAAGAGGAUGAUUAGCAAAGUCGAUGUUGACGGUGACGGUUGUGUUAAUUUCGAUGAGUUUAAGAAGAUGAUGAUUAACGGCGGAGCUUAA